UUUGGAAUUUGCAGCAAACGUCAACGACAGCGACAACAAUACCGCUAUUCCCAACAAAAACACGUGCGGAAUCUACCGCAUCGUUUUCACCCUGAAACAGUCCACCAAAUUUCGACCGAAAUGGGAAAACGUAAAUCACAAACACCCGCUCCGCCCGCGUACGGGAACGAUUCCGACGGUUCCGACUACGAGGUGGAAUGGCAGGUGAAACCGACCCCGCCAAAGGUCACCAAAGCAGAACAGUUCCCUCUGCCGGCACAGGUCGCCAAGAAGCUGGAAAAGUCGGGCCGCCGUGGCCGGAAAGACUCUUCCUCGGACGACGAAAGCCUGCCGGAGACGGGCGAAGGGCUGCCGACACUGACCACUGCCCAGAUCGAUGCCAUCCUGCAGACGAUCAAGAACAACAAGCGCCUGGUGCUGUUGGUGAAGAACGUCAACUUUUCCACCGCCAAGGAAGAGAUCGCGGAACACUUUGACCAGGCCGGCCGGGUGAAGGGUGUGCGGAUACCAAAGCACCGUUCGUCCGGGUUCGCCUUUGUGGAGAUGCAAAAUGCCGAUGGCUUUCAGAAAGCGUUCCUGCUCGAUGGGUCGUACCUGGAUGGAAGAAAAAUCAGCGUCAAUCUGUCGGAAAGCGGCAACAAAAAGUCCGCCACCCGCAUCCAGCUGCUCGAGAAGAAGAAUGCCGAAAUUCUGAAGCUGCGCAAGAACAACCGAAAAAGCGUAAAAGCGGCCGAAAUAUCGCUCGUGCCCGAUCCGGCCAAGCUGCAGAAAAAGGUACCGCCACCGGACCGGUACCUCGACAAGCCGAAGCCAAAAAAGCUGACGAAAAAGGAAGUGAAAUUCGUGAAGAAACAAAAAUCGCUGCGGGCCAAGUUUCAGAAUUUAGAAAAGAAGGGAAUCAAGGCGUAAGGGCGUGUGGGUUGGGUAACAAAUAAACAUUCGCGAUUUUCAUACUGUAA
Messenger RNA from Anopheles merus, 959 nucleotides. RefSeq lists its product as uncharacterized. The coding region runs from base 121 to 909 and encodes 262 amino acids. Gene Ontology annotation, molecular function: RNA binding. Lineage: Eukaryota; Metazoa; Arthropoda; Insecta; Diptera; Culicidae. The record is from RefSeq and is a predicted model, not a curated record. The transcript has 2 exons.